UUUUUUUUGACAGCAGAGGGAUGAAAUCGAACAAACCCACGCUGCAAACACUUCCUGUCGAUUCAGUCCAAACUUCAUUGAGAGUCGGUGUGUGUCUCUGCGGGCGGUUCAGGCAGUUCAGUGCGCUCUGAUGUCAUCAGGCGGCCACAGCUGGAGCGCCUCUAUAGCGCCAGUGCGCGUGAAAAACGCAUCCUGUGCGGGAACAAACACGCAUCCUACUGCUUUUACCGCGUCGGAGAGUUUCUCUAAGGCUUUUUUUAUUUAAACGAACUAACGACAGCACGAGGAGAUGGAUGUCAGCGUGAUGCAGAUUUUUAAAGAGGAUCAGUGCACAUCUGGUGUUGAGGAGUGUUUGGUGAACUUGGACUCGCUUUCGGAAGCGCCUCUGAACUCCUCAGGGAAUGAGAGCUGGCCGAGUGAGGUCGAGACCCUGUCCCCCAUCGUGCCUGUCAUCACAGCUGUCUACUCCGUGGUGUUCGUCGUCGGCCUGGUGGGAAACUGCCUGGUGAUGUAUGUCAUUAUAAGAUACACUAAGAUGAAAACAGCCACCAAUAUCUACAUCUUCAACCUGGCAGUUGCUGACGCCCUUGUGACCACCACCAUGCCCUUUCAGAGCACAGACUACCUGCUCAACUCAUGGCCCUUUGGAGAGGUGGUCUGCAAGGUCUUCAUCUCCAUUGACUACUACAACAUGUUCACCAGCAUCUUCACUCUCACCAUGAUGAGCGUUGACCGCUACGUGGCCGUGUGUCACCCAGUCAAGGCCCUGGAUUUCCGCACACCCGUCAAGGCCAAGAUCAUUAACAUCCUCAUCUGGGUUUUGUCCUCGGCUGUUGGCAUCCCGGCUAUGGUCCUUGGAAGUACGCAGACCAACAAUGGCACUACAGAGUGUGCUCUGCAGUUCCCUGAUCCCUAUGUCUACUGGGACACACUGAUGAAGAUCUGUGUAUUUGUCUUUGCUUUCGUGGCACCUCUACUCAUCAUUAGUGUGUGUUACACACUGAUGGUGUUGCGAUUGAAGAGUGUUCGUCUGCUAUCAGGCUCACGUGAGAAGGACCGUAAUCUGCGGCGUAUCACGCGUCUCGUUCUAGUGGUGGUGGCUGUGUUCGUCGUGUGCUGGACGCCCAUUCAUAUCUUCAUCCUGGUGAAGGCUCUGGCGCCUGACGUGCCUGAGACCACAGCCGUCAUGGGCGCCUACUUCUUCUGCGUGGCACUCGGCUACACUAACAGCAGCCUCAACCCCAUUCUCUAUGCCUUUCUGGAUGAGAACUUCAAGCGCUGCUUCCGCGAUUUCUGCUGCCUGACUCGAAGCAAGGCAGACAAUGUGGGAGUGACACGGGUCAGGAGCACCCUCCGCGAGCACACAUGCCAGGCAGAGGGCAGAGGUGAGGAAGGCCAUGGCAGAUCAGUAUGACUAGCUGUGGAGCUCUCCUCCUUCCAAGGCCUGGAAAUCUCCAGUGACCUGGGAUUGACACAGAUCACCACCACCUUCUGAGGAGAAGACAGAUGAAGAUGGGCCUUUUAGGUGCGAGAGCUGUAUCCUUAGGGAGUUCAUAUAAGGAAUUGUUCCAUAAUAUAGUGUAUAAAAUCAGCGUUUCAUUCUACUUAUGGUUAGCCAUGUUCAUUUUCCUAGAUUCACUUCAGUAGUCUUAUUAAUAAAUACUAAAAGCUUAUCUCAACAGUUUAACUAAACAUAGUCUUAUUACCCAGAACGUCUGAAGGGUUCAGAAGAGCUUUAGAUUCUGAUGGAGUUUCUGGUAAGGUGCUGGUGCUGUUAAGGGAUAAAACAGACACCAGUUCCAGUGAUUAGCCAAAUCAGCUGAUUUGCCUGCAAUGUAACUUUUUGAAACUUCUACACCAUGUACAUAUUCUGAAGAGGCUUUAAUUCUCCCUGUUCAUGAACUCGGCUGAAACAGAGGCCAAAGACACCGUCUGAUAAAUUACGAAUGACAGUUGUAGGUGAUGCUCCAUAUCUGAGCAUUAUGCAGUUGAAUUCUCCAUUUACGUGAAUUAUGAAAGAAAAUGGAGCUUGAUGCAAAGGGAGUUGGAUGCAAUGGGUUUUACUUCAUAUGUGGGAAUGAAAAAAGAACUAUGUGGACAUAUGAAUGGGGAUAACUUUUUUGAAGACUGUGAAUUAAUCAUUUUAUACAAACAUGGCAUAAUUUCCCCAGUGAAACAUCAGUGUCUGAUUUUAUUUUUGGAAUUGUCUUCAGCAACAUUUAUCUUUGUCUGCAGGAAAAUAACUGUUAUAUAUAUACUAGACAUUAAGAACUGCUGGUUUUCACUGCAUUUUGUAAAUGAUCAUGUGUAAAAAAAAAAGAAAGUACUUGCUUCUUAGGGAUUUAUGCUAAAAAAUCAGAAUCAAAUUUGAUAUUUAGUCAUAGCUAAAAAUAUUUGAUAUCAAAAGAGGUAUCAAGAAAAUAAUUCAUAUACCUCUUGCUGCAAAUCUUAGAUGUAAUUUUUUGGACAGAGGGCUAUACAAAAACUAAAAAACUUGAAUCUGUUGUUAAGUUGUUUGUGUUAGAUUCCAUUUGGUGUCUUACUCGAAAGAGUAAGAAAAUAUUCACAUAGAUCUUGGUGACAUUUGAACAGAAUAUCAUUGUCAGUAAAGUUGUGAUUUCAUCUAAACAUAUUAAAUAAUCAUGUGAUAAAUUAUGCUAUGGUACUUUUCGAUAUUGUCUAAAGCAGCACACUGUAAUUCAUUAGGGAAAGGAGGUCUUUUCAAAUAUUUCCAUGUUUAUGUGUUUGGUCAUCUUUGGUCAUGCAGUAUUGUAUAUUAAUGUAAGUGUUGACUAUGUAAAUGGGCUUGCCUAUAAAUAAUGAUUAGUGACAACAUCUGUGGCUCUGCAAAACAACAUGAUCUUAAGGUACUCAUAAAGUAUGUUCUCAUUACAGCAUAGUGCAUUUUAUUUUCCAAAACACUUUCGGGAGAGAGGAGUUUGGAUUAUAUUUAAAAAAAAAAUAAUUGUCUUGUCACCUUUUUUUUGGAGCAGUACCUUUUCCAUUGUACUUAUUGUAAUGUGGUUGUACAGUAUGAGAUAUUGCAUUAUUACUUACUUGCUGUUUUGUUUGUUUAUUGCUUUUGAUUGAUGCACUUUCUUCACUUUCUAAAAAGUAAAUACAGUAACCAACUAUUUGAUGAUAGGGAGCAAUGUCUGGGGCCAGCACGGUGGUGCAGGGGCCACCUCACAGCUCUAGGGUCCCCAGUUUGAUCCUGAACUUGAGUUUUGCCUGCUGUCCCCAUGUCUGUGUAGUUUUCUUUCAGAUUCCCUGGUUACCUCCCACCUGCCAAAAACAUUAUGGUAGAUGAUUUGGUCACGCCAAAUUGCACCUAGGUGUGAUUGUGUGAAUGUAUGUGUGUGUGUGUGUGUGUGUGUGUGUGUGUGUGUGUGUGUGCAUGCAUAGUGCCCUGUGAUGGAUUGACAUCACACAGGGUGUUCCCAGCAUUCCCAGGUUUGGCUCACCUUAACCCUGACCAGGAUAAAGUGGUUCCUGAAGAUGAAUGAAUGAGUCUUGUUUGUGCCAGUAGCUACAGUGUUAUGUGGCUUGUAUGUAACUUGUGAAAACUAUUACUAAAUUAAACAGUGUAAUAAAAUAAUAAAAUAA
Messenger RNA from Pangasianodon hypophthalmus (striped catfish), 3606 nucleotides. It is a transcript of the gene oprk1, whose product is annotated as opioid receptor, kappa 1. Gene Ontology annotation, cellular component: neuron projection; membrane. Bases 290 to 1414 code for a protein of 374 amino acids. The transcript has 4 exons. NCBI's taxonomy places the organism in Eukaryota, Metazoa, Chordata, Actinopteri, Siluriformes, Pangasiidae. Gene Ontology annotation, molecular function: dynorphin receptor activity; neuropeptide binding. Gene Ontology annotation, biological process: neuropeptide signaling pathway; sensory perception of pain; G protein-coupled opioid receptor signaling pathway. The record is from RefSeq and is a predicted model, not a curated record.